Lathyrus sativus (Indian pea) is the source of this 642-nucleotide messenger RNA. NCBI's taxonomy places the organism in Eukaryota, Viridiplantae, Streptophyta, Magnoliopsida, Fabales, Fabaceae. The record is from the annotation of a GenBank genome assembly.
AUGAAUAUUGAAAACUUCUCAUACAACCCCACAACAACAACCACCACAACCUUAAACCUUUCGAAAAACAACCCAUACUUUUCAUUUCAUCAAACAUCUCUCGAAGGAAUCGCCGCGGUUGUCGGAGAACAAAUCCUCUUCGGACCCCACCACACCAAAACGACACCAUCCAACACCGUUUCACAUCCCAAAAACACAACAACAGAACAAACAAAAACCAACACCAUCCCCUUAAACCAGAGCUACAGAGGAGUUAGAAAACGACCAUGGGGAAGAUGGUCAGCGGAAAUACGCGACAGAAUCGGUCGGUGCCGUCACUGGCUAGGAACAUUCGACACGGCUGAAGAAGCGGCGCGUGCUUACGACGCAGCUGCUAGGCGACUGAGAGGCUCUAAGGCUAGAACGAAUUUCAAGAUACCGUCUGUUUUGCCUAUACCGUUAUCACCAAACUCGAACGAGUCUUGUUCUUCUUCUGAAACUAACAGUAAGAAAAAAAGUGCGCGUAACAGUGUUAGGAAGUGUUGUGUUGUUAGUUCUGUUGGAGAGUUGUUCAGUGGUGUACCUGAAGUUCGAAGAGAGAGGGAUGGUAAUGGUAAUGUAGUUGAGUUUGGUGGUAGAAACAGUGCUGGAAUGGUGGUGUAG